This is a messenger RNA of Coturnix japonica (Japanese quail), 4092 nucleotides long. NCBI's taxonomy places the organism in Eukaryota, Metazoa, Chordata, Aves, Galliformes, Phasianidae. The record is from RefSeq and is a predicted model, not a curated record.
UCCCAUCAGUGUCCCCCAAACCCAGGACCACCCAUUGCAUUAUCACCAUGCGAUGCAGCAGCAUCUCGCUUUGCCCUGCAAAGUGCAUUUGGGUUCGUCCAACCUGUUUGGAGCUGCAGCACCCCCAGCCCUAUAGCGGAUCGCAUGGUGAUGAUGGGAAGCCCUAACGCUGCACCUGUCCCACCUCAAUAAGGACACGACCAUCUCUAGGACGUCUGAUUCACACUCCAAACCCCAUAACCUUACCUUUAUGGCAGUGCCCCCCAUAUAGGGCUGUAUCCCCCCCCGACCCCAAACCCCGACCCCAAACCCCGACCCAUCCUCGUGUCACAGAGCGCGCCCUUGGCCCCGCCCCUUUCCCACGAGUGGGCGGGGUUUGCAAACUAACCCCUCCUCAGCAGCCAAUGGCGUAGCGAGCCCGGCGGUAAUAUGCAAAUUUUCCCGCGCGGUGGGCGGGGAUAUGCAAAUAUUUCCGCGCGGUUGGAGCAGGCGGCGGGGAACGCGCGGAUCCCGGGAGCGCAACGGGACCGGGACCGGGACCCGACGGCGGCUGGGCCGCACCGGGCCGGGCCGGUUCCGCUGCAGAUCCAGGCCGUGCUGGGGGAGACGUACCAAGGAGAAGGAGCCGCUGUCCAGCCUCUCCUUGAGCCAAAGAAACCAAAAUGGGCCGGAAAAAAAUCCAGAUCAGCCGAAUAUUGGAUCAACGGAACCGACAGGUGACCUUCACCAAGAGGAAAUUCGGGCUGAUGAAGAAGGCGUAUGAGCUGAGCGUGCUGUGCGACUGCGAGAUCGCCCUCAUCAUCUUCAACAGCACCAACAAACUGUUCCAGUAUGCCAGCACCGAUAUGGACAAAGUGCUGCUCAAAUACACGGAGUACAGUGAGCCCCAUGAGAGCCGCACCAACUCCGACAUCCUCGAGACACUGAAGCGCAAAGGGUUGGGGCUGGAGAGCCAUGAGCUGGAGCUGGAAGAGGGGCUGGAUCCUGGUGAGAAGCUGCGGCAGCUGAAUGAGGGCAUGGAUCUGACGGUGGCACGGCCCCGCUUUUAUAGCCCAGUGCCGCUGCCUGAUGUCCCUUAUGGCAGCUCCCCACCAAGCAGCAGUGAUGGAGCCCUGGGCAGUGCCAGCAGCUCCCCGCAGAGCCAGGGUCGCCCACCCGCCUUCAAACCCACAGUGCCGAAGCCAUCAGGACGCUCACCAGGACCAAUGCCCCCAGGUAUUGGCUACCCCCUGUUCCCUGCUGGCAGCCUGAACCGAGCCUUGGCAACCAAGACCCCACCACCGCUGUACCUGGGAGCUGAUGGGCAGCGCCGGAGCAGCAGCAGUGCAGCACGGCCGCUGUACUCUGGUCUGCAGACCUUGAGCCCAGUGCUCACCUCUGGCAGCCCUGGUAUCCCCAGCCACAGCCUCACUGGUUUCCCCUUCCUCACUCCAGCACAAGCAGCAGAGUUUGGGGCUGGCGAGGUCCCACCACCUCCUGGCUUCCUGCAGCCUGGCCCUCCAGCUCCAUGGCAGCCCCCGCGGGACAUGGCAGCACUAGGGGCCAGCAGCAGGAUCGUCCCCACUGAGGACCUGGCCCCAGGCAGCUCCCCGCAGCCCCACACCGUCAGCAUCAAGUCGGAGCGGGUGUCCCCAGGGCUCGGCUGCCCUUCAGGUGCCCCACAGCCCUCCCCGGGCAGCCUGACCUCCCUGAGCGAAGCCCCCCGAGGUGCUGCAGACCUCCAGCCACGGGAUGACUAUACCAAGGGCUACCCCUACCCCCUGCCCCCACCCCAGCCUCUGGCAGAGGAGCAGAGAUCUACUGCCACUGUCCCGGUCCCCACGCGGCGGGCGCAGGCUGAGGAUGUGUGGCAGAGAUAGCGAGGCUGAGGGGGUGCAGAGGAGGCAGCCCCCUGCUUCCACCCCAACCUCAGACCCCCAAGAAGUCCCCAAGCUCUGGGGCUUCCCAAGGGGUCCCGUUCCCAUGCAGCUGCCAGCAGAGCCCCCUCCCCAUCCCGGACACCGCCGCAUCCCCCUGCAGCUCUGCCCCCCAGCCCUUAUCCUGCAGGGCACGGCGAGGCCAGGACCCCCCCCCCCAAAAAAAAAAGAGGUGCAAUGUCCAGUGCCGGACACUGUGCGACUGUGUCCGUCCUUCUGUCCCUGCGUGUCCCCACCGAGUGGGAAUGCCUGGGAAGUGCCACGGGGUGGCAGCAGGACUGAGAGCAGCAGCAGCACCGAUGGCAGCGGGCCCCAUCCUACAACGACCAGGGCGGGGGGAACAACCGGGGCAGCGGCCCUGGGAUUCUUUUCUUUUUCUCUAUUUAUUGCAUUCGCACCAAUAAAGAGCUGGGGGUGUCGGGGUGCCUGGUGUCAGCUCCUUGGGGUUGGGAUGUGCUGCCUUGCUCAGGGUAACUAACGAGGUGGCAGGUUGUUCAUGUUUCCAAGGGGAAAGCUGAGCCGUGUCCUGGCUUCUUUUGACUCCUCACUGCUGUCUCCCGUGUCCCCUCGUGGCUCAGAGCCACCUCUUGUGCACAUAUGGGUGACAAGCUGGUCACCCCACUCUGAUCGCAUCUGUGUGUCUGUGGGGCUGAGCCAUGCGCCCUGUGGGACCCCAAAAUGAUGCUGCUAUGGCCUCAUGGUGUGGGUGCACAGAGCAUUCCCAUUGAUGGGAGGAGGGAAAGACCCUAAAUAAGCAUCAGUGGGGAUGCCCAGUUCAGGGCUGGGUUUUGCUGCUCCCUGUGCAGGGGGUUGUCCUGUGGGCACUGUGGUGUGUUGGGUAUGGCCACGGCAAGCAAGGGAGAGGGUAAGCACUGCAGGUUUAUGGGGGCAGGAGGUGCAGUUCCUGCCCCCAGCAUCACAGUGGUGUGGGGAUGGGGCCUCUCUGCUCAGCAGCACUGAGCUCAGCUCAUGGGGGGAUUACAGGGAGCCGAGCCCCGAGAUUAAAACACGACAGGGAGAUUAAUCCUGGGGAGAGUUUUUCCUAUUUAAUAGAGCCCAGCGAGCGGUAUAAAUACCAGCCCGGAUUAGGGGCUGCUGCCUCACCGAUACGGAGCCCCCAGCCCCAGGUUGUGCCCACCAAUGGGAAUGGGCAGCUAUCACCCCAAAUUUGGGGUCUGGGUGGCAGAGGUGACUGCAGCCCAGGUGCCCUCGGACAGUGGGGAUGGUCCCCUCUGUGUCCCUGGGCCGGGAGGGAGAUUGUGAAUGCAGAGAAGAGCUGAGACACCCGCGGAAAAUGUGGGGGCUGGGGUAAGAGACACUGAUUGAAUAGCAAUGACUGCAUGAUUUAUGGUUUGCAUUAUUGCAUGCUUCAUUUGAAUAUAUGCUAAUCAGGCUUUUUCUCCUCGUUUUGUUUGUAAGAUUUAGAUUUGCUAUGGCAACCCGCUGGCAUGGAAGGAACGCCAGGAAAUGUCAGGGCGAGGUGAGCUCGGCUGCAUCGCGGGACCCGCCCGCCCGACCAGGAGAGGAGAAAUCCCCACAUCGCUCCCAUCAGCCCCAUCCAGCAGCAGCCACCGCAUGCAACAGGGGAGCAGCGGGGACAGCGGGGAGAUGACCCCACAGCAGCACCCUCAGAAUCCAGGGGGAGAUGUGCCCUUCAAGGACCUGGUGCUGUGGGUUUGCAGCCACAAAUCUGGGCAUGGCUCCGGGGGACAGGAGGAGCAACUGCACCCCAGCUUGACUCAGUCAUGGGACAGUCCCCCAUACUCCACCAGGGAUGAUCCAGAGCCUCCUGGAUGUGGAACAGGGCUCUGCUGACUGCAUCCCACAGAUGUAUUGCUGGACCCCCCUUGGCUGAUCCAUGGGGAUGAGGAGACAGCUGAGGACACCACUGUGCUCCUUGGGGAAGGCCUGUUUGCAGCACAGCCACCAUAAAGCACAGCUCUCGGUGAUGUGAGAGGACACCGCGUGGUCUGGAUGGCCAAGAAGGGCUGGAGGAGAACCCAAGAAUUGUCUGAAACAUGGCCAGGGUCUGGGCAGGUCCCCUCCCUGUCCCUGGGGUAAUGGAUUGCUCUGUCCCAUUGCUGGACCCUGGGGGGUCCUGGGGCACUGAGCUGCUACCACUGAGUCCAAGAGGAAAAACAACAAGUGUAUUAAAGGUAUUGAAAGCCUACAGCAA